Molecule: messenger RNA, 796 nt
Organism: Pungitius pungitius (ninespine stickleback)
Lineage: Eukaryota; Metazoa; Chordata; Actinopteri; Perciformes; Gasterosteidae
Product: ras-related GTP-binding protein D-like
Exons: 3
Coding region: 1-312 (103 amino acids)
Biological process (GO): cellular response to starvation; negative regulation of autophagy
Cellular component (GO): nucleus; Gtr1-Gtr2 GTPase complex; lysosome
Molecular function (GO): GTPase activity; GTP binding
Source: RefSeq, a predicted model, not a curated record
AUGGAGCGGAGCCUGACGGACAGUGAAGCUGGUUUACCCUACGACGAGGAGUCCAUGGCCAUCAUCCACUUGAACAACACCACGGUCAUGUACCUGAAGGAGGUCACCAAGUUCCUUGCGAUCGUCUGCUUCGUCCGUAAUGAAAGCUUUGAGAGAAAAGGACUGAUCGACUACAACUUCCACUGCUUCAAGAAAGCCAUCCAGGAGGUGUUUGAUGUUCGGGUGAAAGUUCAGCAGAACUGCAAACUUCUCAGUCAGAGGAGGUGGAGCAAGCUGAGUGCAACCAAUGGGUUGUCCAGUAACCCCCAAUAAGGGCCGAGCAUGUCACACCGGACAGACUCCGCCCUUGUUUACAGGAACGCGGGCCGUAUUGUGACACCUGACUGAACAUGUGAUGCUCUGCACGUUGGAGGUUUGAAUGUAUUUUGGUGGAAGAGGUGGGUGGAUUUUAACAUGGCUAUUACUCCACUGUGAUUACAUUCUGUCCGCCGUGCACUUGGGGGUCAUUUUUGUCCCCCACACAUAAUAUUUACUUGUGAGUGUGAAAGGUUGCUUGUCUCCAAUCCAGAGUUUGUCCUGUCUCCCGCAUGAAGUUUGCUGGGAUUGACUCCAGCCCCCCCUGUAUGAAGGACAAGCGGUUCGAAGAUGGAUGGAUGGGUGGAUUUGGUUAAAAUGCGUUCCCCAUUAUUAUUUCAUUCAGGGUUUUUUUCUAUUUUAGGCUUAGUCGAGUGAAUGUAGUUUGUGUUUUUAUUAAGGCCUUAUCAGAUUAACUUGUAAUAAAAGGACUUUAUUUAAA